This is a messenger RNA of Dimorphilus gyrociliatus, 1104 nucleotides long. Lineage: Eukaryota; Metazoa; Annelida; Polychaeta; Dinophilidae. The record is from the annotation of a GenBank genome assembly.
UUGACUAUGAACCCUGAUCACGACGAAUAAAAGUUCCACUCGAUUCUAGAAUUUUCUAUUUCAAUUUUACUUUAAGAUAAAGAUUAUAGUUAUAGUAGCUUAAUAAUUGUAACUAUGAGUGAAAACAACCCUAGAAAUCCACAAAACUUUAAGCAGCUUUUGAAACACUGUAAUGCCGUUCAGGAACACUUAGAAAACAACAUGGUAGAUAUGGAGGAGGCGAAGAAGGAGAUGUCCACUAAUCCACAGGAGAGACAACAAAUAUUGCAAGAAGUUAUGAAAGGCAUGGCAGCAAAUCACCCAUUAGAAUUAUUACAACAUAAUAUAAAUUUACUAAAAGCCAAACAUAAUAGUUCAAAUUUGGACGAUUUAGUUGAAAUUUUAGAAGAUAUAGCAGAUUUUGUAGAAGACAUUGAUUUAGCCAAAGCAUUUCUUAAUUCCGGAUGUUCAUUAAUGAUUACUGAAUAUUUAAAGCAUGGCUCCGAAGACAUUAAAAUUGCUUGUUUUCAAUUAAUAUCAUCUUUAGUACAAAAUAACACAGAUGGUGAAAAAGUUGCCCUUGAAGAGAAAUGGUUCCAAACUAUUCUAGAAAUUAUUAACGAUAGCUCGUGUCCAAAUACAGUUUUAUCUUCUGCCUUAUCGCCAGUUUCAACAUUAAUAAGAACAAAAGAUGGUUACCAAUUUUUUAUGAAAAAUAACGGUUUGCAAUCUCUGAUAUCAUGGUUAAGUAGUGGAAUAGAUCGCUGUAUAGCAAAAUCGGCAUUUAUCAUAUAUAAUUUAAUAGAAGAAGAUUGGAAUCGCCAAUCAGAUUUUGUUAGCAAAAAGCUAAUUAAAGCGAUCAUACCUCAAUUGAAACCCUCUCACAACCAAACAACAGAAAUGCUUGCUAGAUCGUUAUAUUGCAUUUGUAAGAACUCUUUAGCAUCAUCUCAGUACCUAAAAGCCUCCUGGUCAGAAUUGAAUACUAACCUCGAUUCAUUAACAAAUGAUGCUAAAAAAAAUGGUGCGAUUGAAGAGGAUAUUCAAUGGUAUUUGAGAAUUCAGGAAUUCUUUCCUUUGUCAGACUAUACGCCUAAAAAACAAUUAUCAAUAGAAACAAAGUAG